Ruditapes philippinarum (Manila clam) is the source of this 2035-nucleotide messenger RNA. RefSeq names its product IST1 homolog. The record is from RefSeq and is a predicted model, not a curated record. The coding region runs from base 134 to 1243 and encodes 369 amino acids. Gene Ontology annotation, biological process: protein transport. Lineage: Eukaryota; Metazoa; Mollusca; Bivalvia; Venerida; Veneridae. The transcript has 5 exons.
UGGAAACCAGUCUAAUAAAAACACGGAAGUAACUAAUAAGUCAGAGUCCUAUGACUAUAUAUCAAUAUAAACACAUUGAUUCAUGUUUACCUGAUGUAUUAAGCAAUCGGUUGCCUUUGGAUUAACUCGCAAAAUGUUUAGCAGCUCACCAAAUUACAAUAAACUGAAAACAAAUUUACGUUUAACAAUAAAUCGGUUGAAACUUUUGGAAAAGAAAAAGACAGAAAUUGGACAAAAGGCCAGAAAAGAAAUCGCAGAUUAUAUUUCAGGUGGCAAAGAUGACCGGGCCAGGAUCAGGGUUGAGCACAUUGUCCGAGAGGACUAUCUUGUUGAAGCAAUGGAAUUACUAGAAAUGUAUUGUGAUUUACUGUUAGCCAGAUUUGGUCUGAUACAGACUCAAAAAGAGUUGGAUCCAGGACUUGAAGAGGCAAUAGCAAGUAUGAUAUGGGCAGCACCAAGACUUCAAACAGACUGUGCUGAACUUAAAACUAUUGCUGAUGAAUUUUCAAGAAAAUAUGGAAAAGAGUUUGGACAAGCUUGUCGCACAAAUGCAUUGAACAAUGUUAGUGAAAAAGUGAUGCAUAAACUAGGUGUUCAAGCACCACCCAAAAUUCUUAUUGAGAGAUACAUGAUUGAGAUAGCAAGAUCAUACAAUGUGCCCUUUGAGCCGGAUGCAUCUGUUAUGGCACAAGAUGAAAUCUUCUCAGCUGAGAAUUUGCUGAUUGAUUUAGAUGAGAAUCAGAAAGGUGGUGGUGGGUCAGGUGGCUAUGGUGGUGGUGGGUCAGGUGGCUAUGGUGGUGGUGGCGGUGGCUAUGGUGCUGGCGGCAUUGGUGGAGGUGGGUUUAUUGAACCUCAGAAGUACCCUCCACAGCCUCAGCCUCCCGGACCUCCGUCACAAGGAGCCAUGUACUACCCUCCACCUCAGUCACAACAGCCUCAGAAUGAGUACAAGAUGCCUCCCCCUGUACCAAGCGUUCCUGCAGCGGGCAGUCCUGGAUACCCGCCCCCUGGGUCAGGUAUAUCGGCAUCUGCACCACCAAAUGAGCAUUCUCCACCCCCAGCUUACAGUACACGCCCCCCAUCUCCUAAACAAGUGCAAAGACCUAUGGACAGUUUUCCUGACCUACCAGCUGUACCAAACAGUACAUUACCAGACCCGCCUGGAUCAACAUCUGCUGGUGGUGAUGACGUUGAUUUCGAUGACUUGUCACGAAGAUUCGAAGAGUUAAAGAAGAAGAAGUGAUGUGAUAUGAAUAUGAUUAAACAAUGGAGAAAAAACUUUUAAUAUACACGGUAUUUCUGGGCACUAUCAUUGGUGAUUUUGUGUAUCUAUGAAUCAAUAUUUAAUUAAUAUUUGAUGGCAUACGAUAUAUUAUGAAUUAUUUUCAUGAAUUUAUCAAAUUCUUGAAAAUAAGUAGUUCAGUUUUAUUUCAUUGCAAUCAUUACAACAUUUAUCAAAUUUUUUUAUGAUGAUGAUGAAUGCACAUUUUGAAAUUUAAAUCAUGUGAAUCCUAUUCAUUUGUGCUGUAAAUAGAACAACACUCCUGAAAUGUUUUUUCUCUUUGAUUUCGAGAUUUUUUUUCACAAUAUAGAUUUUUAGAUUUUCUAUAUAUAUAAACAUCAAAAUUUAAGAUCAAAUAUCAAAAUUAUCGAAGUACAAUUUUUUUAAAAUUCAGUUAAUAAUAAUUCUUAACUUUGUACUAUUCAAUUUAUUUUUUUAUAUAUAAAUCUUAAAUCAUUUUUUUAUGAAUACAAAAUGAUUAAAUAUGUAAUAUGUAUAGUAUUUUCUUACAGAAUUAAGAUUAAACAGUAAUUGUUAAGCUUUAGUAAUUAGUACUAAAUACACAAAUUAAAGACUUUAUUUUAUUUUAUAAUUAUACAUGCACUAGUAUAUUAAUAUUGUAGGUGCCUUGUCUGUGUAUUUUGUCAUCUGAUGUGUAUGUUUUAAUUUCAUACCUAUACAUGUAUCAACCUUGUUUUUGGUUCAAUGUUGUCAUUGUUAAUAAAUUAAAUAGCUUUUUUUUUUACAAAUGAA